Pocillopora meandrina is the source of this 9680-nucleotide messenger RNA. The record is from the annotation of a GenBank genome assembly. Lineage: Eukaryota; Metazoa; Cnidaria; Anthozoa; Scleractinia; Pocilloporidae.
AUGCCAGUAAAAACAAACAGGCAGAUCUUAAAAGGUGGGAAUGAAGAGAGUCAUGAAGAGGGUAAAGCUGUGAAUGAGGAUGAAGCUAGAAAUGUGGCCAAGGAUAAUGAAAUGGCAGAUGGAGAUGUUAUUGGUGUUGAAGAAGUCCAGAGUUCUCAAGAAAUAGCUGAACAAGGUAUGAUAUAUACAGGCAUGCUUUCACAAGGUGUGUUUAUCCCACACACGCUAACAUAAGUAUCCAUAUUUUUCAUGCUCUUCUCUAUUUCUUUUUUUAUUGUCACAGUGAAAUAAUUAAAGGUUACUUCCUGCCUUCAUGGGUGUCUUGGGAAAAAAUCUGUAUGCGCACUAGUUUCACUAAAAUCCUAACAAACUAUGCAUAAGAAGAAAGCUUAAUAACUGCAGUUUAAGAUAACAAUACAAUUCAAGCAACUUUUUUUUAUGGAAGUGUCAGGAGCUGGUACAUGUAAGGCGUCAAAUGACCAAAGGUUCUUCUAUUGAAUUUAUUGGGUAUCAGAUGCCACAGCACAAGCAGAAUGGCUGCUCAGUCUUAUUCACAAGGCAUCAAUCAACAAAAGCCUGUUAGGCUUUUUCGUUAUUCUGAUUGGUUGUCUAGAUAUCGGCAUCUUAAGUUAGAAUAGCCCAGAAUAUGUGAAGCAUGUUGCGUAAAUGGACGUCACAGAACACAUAUUUCAAAUAUCGAAAUUUCUCGACACUUUUCUUUGUCAUUUUUCUUGGAAUGUUUUGGCGAAAUAUGACAAUAAUGGGUAGAAUCUAUAUACUCUAUAAAUUUGCUCAAAGGGGUUGUAUUCCUCCCAAAAUCAAAUGCAUGAGUUAAGCUCGCAAAGAUUUGUAAACAACUCAUACGAUGCCAGGAGAUUUUCUUGCCUCCAGAAACCACAAACCAAUGGGACAACAGGACUUUCUGACGUCAAUGAUGAUGGAUCAAGAUUUCCCGUAAAAAGUAACCCAUUGCGAACAUAUUUCUUUUUAUCUUGAUCACUGAGUAGAGUGUUGAGGAGUACAACACAAUAGUAAGCAAAGUUGCCAAAGGCAAAGGAAAAACUGGCGGAAAAAGGGGAAAUGCGCUGAGGAGCAAGACAAUGAAUUGACAGACAGCUUUCAAAAUUUACAAUUCAAGGCGAUCAUUAAUGUUUUUAUGUCAACUGAGGCUUACAUUAAGAGAGGGAAACCUUGUUUUUAAUAUUAUGCAUGGCAAAUCUUGGUUUGACGGUGAGUUCUUUGUUCGAAAUCUGGACGCCAGCGUGGAGCUCCACUAGUACCAGUUGCUUUUGCAAGGAAUGUUUUUGUUUCUUGAUAGAAUGGUACUCAUUCUGUCUUAUUUGGGCCUGUUUUGUUUUGUUUUUUUUUCCUCUUUUUUUUUUACUAAGGACUUUCUUCUGCUUUUGGUUUUUCCAAGAGCGUAGAUUUUUCCAUAAGCAAAGAGCUUCCAUGUGUGAGUUUUGUAAAGUGUGCAGUGCAAGAAAAUAUGGAAAUAACAUGAAAAUCUAACCACAGCAUGAAUUUGCCGCAAAAAUUUCCCUUGAGGAUUCACCAAGGUCAGAGAUUAUGACACCUUCCUGAUUAACUUUUAUUUGAAAAUACGUUUUCCAAAAUAACUCAGGUGCCUUUAAAGAUUUUAGAAAUUUUUUUCUAUGGAAAUGUUUGGUUGAAUGUUUGAAUUCAUUUUAGUUAAAUAAAAGAAAAGUUGAUUUUUUUUGGGACUCUGAAGGUUGGAAGUAACCUUAACAAUAAAAUCUUCUUUGGCUAGCAAUCAAUCAAUCAAUCGAUCAAUAAACUUUAUUUACCCUCGAAUUUACAGUGUAGCACUCGGGUGCUAAUAUCUUUGUGCAAACUACAUUAAUAAAUAAUUAUAAUAAAAAGAUUAAUUCUAUAACAAAUAGGAUAACGAACUACCUAGACAACUAACUAACAAAUCAUCUUGAUGUAGAAAGGUUUGCAGUUCCUGCCCUUUUAAGUAAAUUAUUGCACCCAGUAGAUAACAGUCGUCGAAAAGAAGUAAAAUCAGAAAUAGUGCAAUGAUGGUCAGGAAGAGAAUUCCAAGAUAUUGCUGCCAAGUAACUAAAGGAAUUGAUACCAUAAGAAGUGGUCAAUGGUUUAGGCAAACAAAGUAUAUUAUGUCGUCUUAUAAAAUAGGUGUUAGAGGGCAAGUGAAACAUAUCUUUUAAAUAUCUUCGAUAAUCAGAAAAAUGUAGACAUUUAAAAAUAGUAAGAAUCAUGUUUUGUAAAUGCUUGUCCUUAAGGUUUACAGUUCCUGCCCUUUUAAGUAAAUUAGUUAAAAUCAGAGUUAAAAUCCUUGAAAAUAAAUCGAAGAAUACGUUUGUUUAAAAGAUCCAAUUUAUCAGAAUCUUGUUUACUAGAGAAAUGCCACACCAUAGAACAAUAAUAAAAGUGAGUAAGUAUAAAUGCCUUAUAAAGAUGUAGCAUGGUUUCAGUAGACAUCAGUUUGCCGAACCUUGUCAUAACGCUAAACUGAUUGUUUACCUUUUUACACAUAGAGGACACAUGUUGCUUAAACAUAAGAUCUUUGUCAAUUGUAAUGCCAAAAAGUUCCUCUGAGUCAUUUACUGAGAAAUUAAACUGAUGAUCAGUUUUUCCUAGUAUCAUCCCUUGGUGUCUGCUGGGAUUUGCUAUCAUUCCAUUGAUCUCAUACUAGGCAUUUGCUGAGCUUACCUCACAUGAGAUACGCCUUUCAAAGAUACUGGAUCCGUAUCUGCAGUGUAGAAUUGAUCAUCAUCUGCAUACAUAUUUAAUUGUACAGCAAUCAUUUCCUCUAUACUAAUGAUCUUAAUGAAUGAUUCAACAGUAUCAUUGUACAGAGAAAUUAGAUGCUGGUUACUCUUAGGAUUUAUAGGGAUAAGUUGUAUCUUACCAAUUCUUUACCCAUAAGGACUUACUCGGCAAGCAGUGAACUUUAGACUCUCUUACAAUGGUGGUGAGUCUUGUGGUCAGGUGAUAAGUUUUCUUCUAAAUCUCACAACUAGUUAAAAAAUCUUUGAUUUGCUAAAAAAUAUUCCUAUUCUUAUGCUAGAGUCACCUUCCAACACAGCUGGUGGUGUAGACUCACCUCAAGAGGCCAAUGGUGGGUCAAAACGACUUCGCAUGUAUAAGUGUGAACGGUGCAAUUCACAGUACAUGGGUCUGGCCAUGUUACGGCAGCAUUGCCGAGAUGUCCAUGGUGAUCAGAAAUACUACAAGUGUCAUGUUUGUGGUAAGCUGUUUAGCCACCCAAGCAGCCGUAACAUCCAUUUAAGGUUGCACUCUGGAGAGAAGCCUUACAAAUGUAGCACUUGCGGCAAGCAGUUCAGGGUGUCUUCCCAUCUGAAAGACCAUGUUAGGGUGCAUACGGGUAAGUUAAUUGGAUAAAUAGAUGGUUAGUGGGACUUGUGAGUCAAAAUGUUCAGGUUUAAGACAUGACUGGGUCAUUGUGUUGUGAUCUAUAGCAAGAUGAUGGACAAAACACUGACCCCCAGUCCAUGGACUACUCUGAUAGACUACUACUAAUCUUGAAAUGGAUGAACCGUACAAAAUCUUAUUUUGAAUGAGUUCUAUUGAAAGCACAGCUAUGUAUAUACUUACACUGCACAUGCCUUUGUUAUUUGCAUGAAGUACUUUUUAGUCAGAGUCAGAGUGGGCAAUGGAAAUGAAUGAAUCAUAUCAGCAGUCUACUGAGUUUCAUUACCUUAUGUCACGUCUUUAAUGAUGAGCCAUGUUGCUUCUGCUUCAAGCUUCUACUCACACUCGUAAACAUGUUAACUCUUGUUUAGAGCGAUAGCAACUUGUUGGGUUUUACAACAUGCCAUGGUGUUGUGUUUCACUUUCAAUUAUCUUGCUGCUGUAAAUUACAUGAAUCAUUGAAUCUAGAGAUGGUAGAGUGUGAAGAAUGGCUGAUGUGCACGGCAAAUAUCUGCAUUUAGUCUAUAUACUGAAGUACAAGACAGUGAAUAUUAUUAUUGAUUUCUCACCUUACUUCAUGACUUAUACUGCAGGAAGGAACAUGACUUCCAGCUAUUUUAUAUAUAUGUUUUUUAUUUUAUAGGGGAGCGUCCAUAUAUUUGUGAUAUUUGCCACAAGGGGUUCAAGCAGUCAAGUGACUUGAAGAAGCAUCGGCGUACCCAUACCUUGGAUAAACCAUACAAGUGUCCUAUCUGCCCAUCAGCCUUUACCCGUUCACACCACUGUCGAGGCCACAUCAAUUCUGUGCACAAGUUCUUCAAGUGUGUUGUUUGCAGUGCCUUGUUUACCUCUGAGGAAGCAUUUGAACGUCAUAAAGAACUCCAUCCCUCUGUAUUAUUAGACCAAGGAGAGCCAGAGCAAAAAAUUCCAUCUAACAGGGAGGCAAUGAGUCAAGUAGCUGUUAUGUCUGAGAGGUCUGAAUCUGGAGAUAACAUGAACCAACAAGACAGGGAAUCGAUUGAAAAAAACCUUAAAUUGGAUGCAGCCAACCAGUUACUUGAACUGCACAAGACAAUGCAGCUAAGGCCUUUGCCGAGCAGUACCCCAGGUAGUGGAUCAGAGACAAUGUCAGAUUCAGGGGAUGAGGCAAGUCUCAAGCAGUUGUCACCACCAAGCCAAAGCUUACCUGUCGGACCACAACCUCCAGCUGCAGUAAGUCCUAGUUUGAUCCGUCAAGAAGUUGCAAACAUGUCACUGUCAAGCGCAAGUCACAUGGAGCAGGCACAUGUCAUUCCGCCUGAAAUGGCUCGUGAGGGUGCAAAGUUUGAAGUGCCUCCAAGUUUGCACAUGAUGUAUAACCAUAAUGUACAGCCUAAGCUCCAGCAGGAAAAGGAUUAUCUUCGACUGCCUUUUCAAUAUUCCAGUUAUCAAGGGAAUAAAAAUUUAUCUUUAUCUGAUGCAGAAAUGUAUAGACAUGCAGCCAGCUUUUCUUCACUGAAAGUGCAAACAAGCCAUUUGGUCAAUGGCAACCACUUUGUUAAUGACAGUGCUUCCCAGCAUAUUUUGCUUUCCCCUGAAAAGUUUGAUUCACAAAGCCAGAGAAGGGAUCACAGCAAUUUUAGUGAAAACAUCUCAAAGAGAGAGGAACUUCCACAGGAUGACAGUGCAGUGAGAAAGUCUCCAGAGAGAACAAACAAUGUGGCUUGUCAUCGGGUGUCCGUCAUUCAGUAUCACUCUAGUGCACAAACAUCCUCAAAUGAUGGAAGAAAUGAAGAAAAUUUGAUCAAAGAUAAUUCACAAGAGACAUCAAAAGCUUUGAAAAGUAAAAUAAAUGAUCAUCUACAGAGUAAUGAAGAGCAGCAAAGGAACUACAACUUCAUGAACAGUAUGAAAUAUUUUUCCAGGAUUCCGAGGGAAGGAAUUCCAUACAUACCACUUACCACUGAAAGUGCUCUGGCACUACAGAUGUGGAACAAAGAGAUGAAUGGCCAUGCCAUAGAUUACUCUUGGGCUUUGAAGGAAGCCACAAGGUUGAAAAUGCAUAGAGAACAAAGUGGGCAGUUACCCCCUCCAAAGCAUAUGCCAGAAAAUGGCCAACAUAAUUUCUUCUCCCACAAAGAUGUGCAGCCAUCAGCAGAUAUGUACAAUUCUACUUCACCAGCAGUGCAAGAGAGAUCAGUUGAGAGGUUGAAGUACUUAGCAAGAGAACAUAUCAAGGUGAAAGACAUGGAAGGAGACACAAGAAGGGAGACAAAAUCACCUGUUGGUGGAAAUGAUUCUGAGACAUCUGAUAUGUCAGACUCUGGCGAUGUUCUUCAACCUGGGAAAGUGUUGGCAAAUUCUGAACAACAGUCUUUAUCUUCUGAGCCCUUAGGUGAGCAGAGUUUUGUGUAAUUUUUUACCAGAAUUAGCCACUUGUGAGAGUUACUGACCCGACAGAGUGUAUUUCACAUGUAUUUAAUUUUAAUUUAAGCUUUAGGUCCAGGUUUGCAUGUUUGGGAUCAAAUCUGGGGUGAUUGUGGUUAUUUUUUUGUAAGGCAAGACACUGUACCCUUAGGAUUUGGUCUCAAGUUAGGGAUGUCCAGCUUUUUAAGGUUUCAAGAAAUGCAACUUUUUAAGUCACUGCUAACAAAGUUAGUUGUGUUAGGCAUUCAGGCUCUUUUGGAGCAAACUUUCUUAUAUCUUUCUUCUUUUUUGGUCUUCACAGACCAGAGAUCCUCUCCAGAGAGUGCUAUUCACCACUGUCAAGUCUGCAAGAAGACAUUCUCCCGCUCUAGCCUACUUAAGCAGCAUUCGGUCAUCCACAUGGGAAACAAGCGCUUUAAAUUCCGCUGUGAAGUUUGUGGCAAGAUGUUUCGGACACGCAGUCAUUUGCGGGAUCAUACUAGAAUACACACAGGUUUGUCUGUCAUCUUUUGUAGUUGUAAAAUACUUUUCACUAAUUACAAACUUCAGUGUGUUCACUUAAUCACCAGUUGCCAAAUAAAAUCAUGCCCUUCUUCAGCAAAGCCUAGAACGUUCUAAAAAAUAUAUGCUGUUAUUUUAUUAAAGGUGAGAGACCUUUCAAGUGUCACAUUUGUGAAAAAGCCUUCAAACAGUCCAGUGACUUAAAGAAACACAUCAACCUUCACACAGGAGCAAAUCAGUUUAAGUGUGAAGAGUGCAACAUGGAGUUCCGUAGAGCUGAUGCACUUCGCAAACAUAAGCUGGGACACAAAGUGGGGAACAUGCCUUGUGGACAUUGUGGGAAAAACUUCUUGCACAUUAAUGCCUUAAGAGCACACAGAGCCAUGCAUAAUGGUAAGUUUUCAUUUUACUUCUAACCAUAUGCUGCUGACUUAGUGCAGUUUGAACUUUGUUGGUGGCUUUUAACCCUUUGACUCUUAAGAGUGAACAGCAUCUAAUUUCUCUUAAUAAGGUCAGGAGAAUAAAGGAAAUGAUCACAACUAAAGAAGCUCUCGAUUGGUAAUUAAAUUCUUUUUGUUAGCACCUUAGGAAAUGUGUAGAGAACAGUAUGGAGAAUAUGCAUACUGAUGUUAAUGCAUAAAGAGUUAAGUGUUGCUCAGGCUUUUGAUCACUCCAAAGUUUGUUUUACUGACAAGAACAUUCUUUUCUUUAUAUGAACAGUGCAACCUGUAAAAGCAAGCAGAUCCUUUCACCGAUGUAACUACUGCUUUAAAACAUUUACGAAAGCAGAAAGCUACAAGAUACACAUUGAAGCACACUCUCGUGAGCAGAAUGGAACAGUGGUGCCUUUUGAUUGCAAGAUCUGUUCCACGAAGUUCCUCUCAGAAGCAGCAUUCCAAGAUCACAUGAACAUUCACAAUGGAAAGCGGCCUUACAAGUGUUUUGUUUGUGAUAAGGAAUUUUGCAUUGCUGAGCAUCUGCAAGAUCAUGUCCGCCUGCACUCUGAUGUGUCAUCACGUCAUAGGUGUGAGGACGAUGGUAAUAAAUUUAAAAGACCAGAUGACCUUUUAAGGCAUUCAGCAAUUCAUGCUUAAUGGCAAAGGGGUUGAAAAGUCAGCCAUAGAAAGAAAAAUAUAUUUAAAAAAAUAUUGACUAAAAAAGUUUCUCAGACUAAUUACUCCAUACAUGUGAUAUCAGUUAUCUGAGUACUGAUAUUUGACCUUUCUGUACAAAACUUUAAAGUUUGGGAGUACGACAAUUCUGCUAUCUGGAUGUUGGAGGCAGUGUAGUAUUAUGAAGGUUUCAUAAGAGCAAAGGACAAAAUGAGUUACAUCCAAGGAUAGCAGUGCGAAAAAGUUAUGGUAUGAAAUAUUAGCUAUAACAAAUAAUUAUUAAUAAUAAUUAUUAAUAUAUUUUGAACUUAAGAUUAUCAUAAUUAUUAUUAUUGGCUGGCUCACUGUCAAUGAUAUUUUAGGAAAAAGUUAUUGAUGCUGAUUAAAGGCAAGACUUCAUUUACUUUUUAAACUAAGUUCAUCAUUUGUACAGUGUAAAUAUCAGGAGAGCACUUUGACAUCAAGGAGUGCUGGUAUAGAAUCUAGGCCCCUUUUGGCAUCCCAUUUCUGGACACCUUUUUUAAGGGUCCAGAACUAAAAAUUGGACACCUGAAAGGAGGGAAUUUUGCCCACCUCCAGAAAAAGGACUGUUGUCAAGAUGACUCUUGGUGAAAAGAGCAAGGGUGUGCCUUGUGAUGAAUUACCAAUACUUUGAUCACAAAUUUUAUCAAUCACUGUUUAUUUAUAAAGUUAUUACACUGAAGGAAGAUUAUUUAGUCUAGUUUCUUUGACCAAAAACCUGCACAUGCCACAAAAUUUGGUUGGUUGGGUUUAGUUAUUGCCAUGUGUCACAAAUCAGACAUACUCAAUCAAACAUGCACCUUUGUAAUUAAGCUACUGAUAAGUAAAACUAAAGUUUUCAUGCUUCAAUUUUCUUUAUGUGGUUGGCACAAAAUUACAGGUGACUUGGUUGUUUCUAAAUAACAUUGAUUGAUCAACCAGGAACUUGGAGCCAAGCUCAGAGAUUUUCACUUCUUUGAAAUGAUCAUUACUAACAACUCUUCAGCAAAAGAUAGAUGAAAAAUGCAUACUAUUAUCUGCCACAGUUUUCUUUAAUUGUGUGCUUAACUAUAUAUUACAUUUUCCAGGAAAUAUGUAGUCUUUUAAAACUUAAUAGCUUUAUGAGAUGUUCUAUUCCUGUCUGCAAAAUAAUAUUUUCUCAGUUUGGUCAAUUAAUUUUCCAACUGAACAGUUCACAUUAUUGAAAGUUUAUUGUCAACCACAUAGAUUGUGGUCACAGUUUGCAUUAAUUUAUUGAGUUAAAUAGUGUUAUUUAGUCGGCAGGCCGACUUUUAGUAUUAUUAAUUGUAACUUCUUACAGUAAUUUUAAUUUAUAAUCGUGUCCAGUCAUGUGAUGCUCAAUUUGAAAAUGGAUAAAACUGUGGAACAGAGAUCUGAUUGUGCAUUCUCCCCUCUAGCUGCUUCACAUUUCUUUGUAAAUUAUUUACGAGAAUUUGGUGUUAAAUCAAGUUAAAAACUUGAAUCAGAUAAAUUUGUGUAUUCUUGAUACUGGUUCACUGGAUAAUGUAUUGAUAUUGCAGGAAGAGGUUACAUGUAAAACAGUUAUGGAAGUUAAAGGGUUAAAUGCAAGUAUUGAAAGUAAUUUUUUUAAAUCAGGUCUAAAUUCUUUAACAGAUUUCUUUAGUCUUUCCAAUCUGUGUUCUGUUUCACAGCUCAGAAAACCAUGAUCACCUGAUAAAUUUGUGAAAUGUUUUUUUUAGUUUCAAGAUAAAGCAAAUCAGACAACAAAAACCCGAAUGACAAACUGCAAGUGUAUUUAGGAAAAGUUUUGAGGUCUGCUUGUGUGUCCUGAACUUUAUGGUCAUGUGAUUGUUCAGGAUACAAUUGACUUAUUCAAGUCAAAUAAAAGUGUUUGUGGUUUACUUAGUAUCACUGUAACUGUGAUUAUGAUACAUGAUGUUUGGUGUUUAUCAAGCUUCCCUGCUGGUGAAAUUUCAUCUCUCUUUGAGCAGGUAAACCUCACAGUCUAAAUUUUUAACCAAAAACACCUUGUCUGGUCUUGAAACACUUUAAGGCAUUAAUUAGAAAUGAUUAAUGAUCUGGUAAAUAUAUGCAAGACUCUAAUUUGUUUCUCCUAGCUGGCCGAAACUGGCCGUAAUGGAAAUUAUCUUGGAUUAGUUCACACUAAGAGGUUUUAAAUAUACUGUAAGACUCUCUAAUUGUACUAACUUUGGAUGGUAGACUUUGUUGUCUGCAUGUUGAGAAUGAGUGCAAUAAAUCAGUGAC